AGAAACAUAAAGAGAAUGCUGAGAAAACAAAAACACCAAAUAAUAAACUAUUCAUAAAUAAUGCAACAGAGAGGACAGAGAAAUUGCAAAUUUAUUCCGAGGAUAAUAAGAGAGGUUCAUUUGAAGAGAGUGAAAUUAUUAAUAA
This is a messenger RNA of Dentiscutata erythropus, 145 nucleotides long. NCBI's taxonomy places the organism in Eukaryota, Fungi, Glomeromycota, Glomeromycetes, Diversisporales, Gigasporaceae. The record is from the annotation of a GenBank genome assembly.